This is a messenger RNA of Bacillus rossius redtenbacheri, 6298 nucleotides long. RefSeq lists its product as uncharacterized. Gene Ontology annotation, biological process: signal transduction. Bases 347 to 1762 code for a protein of 471 amino acids. NCBI's taxonomy places the organism in Eukaryota, Metazoa, Arthropoda, Insecta, Phasmatodea, Bacillidae. The record is from RefSeq and is a predicted model, not a curated record. The transcript is spliced from 2 exons.
AGAAUAACACCGAAGGCAUCAAACGAGGAAAAUGCGCAGCGUAGGUUAACUUUCAGUGUUCCAGUUGUUUUGUAUUUUUGUUUUGUUUGUUUGGGUUUUUCCAUGGAGGAGAAAUACUUUUAAUAAUGUUUAGGAACGCCCCAGUCCGGAAUUACCAGCAGCAGCACAGCUGCAUAUUGUGGCGUGUGUUCUAAAGUAAUUUUGUUGAACUUGCACAUUCUAAUCGCUUGUAAAUGUUUAGAGGAAUGAUGAUAUCUCUCAAUAAAUAAGGAUGGAUACAUAUAUUGUCCUGAUCUCUGGAAAGAUAGUGAAAGUUUGGCGUUGGUAACCUCAGUUUUCAUCAUUUAUGGAGGACACUUGUAUUUUUCCAAAGAGAAUGAAGAAAUUAAUGCGGAAUAUUAAAAAUAAAAGUACCAAGCUACUGUCUCGAAGUAGAUCAGCUUCAACAAAUAAUUUAAGUAACACAAAUACUGUCUCAUUGCAUCCUGAACUACAAAGUGAGCAAAGUUUAGUCGUUAAAAAAGACAGUGAGUUUUCAGAAGUUUUCAUAGGUUUAGCAAAUGAAAAAAUACUAGAAGCAUCAGUUGUAAAUAGCAUAUCUUUAGGAAGCGGUAAUGUAGAGGUUAAAGACUUGAGUCCUAGUAUUCAGUUUGAGAAUGACACUGGUAAUAAUGUGGUGGCUUUAAGAAAGAGUACGCUUGAUAUAUACAGCAUUAAUGAUGAAGAAACUGCCUCUAGCGUGAACACUACAUUGUGUUUGUAUGAACUGCCACCAGCUGAGCUAGUGCAGUUAGAUGAUGUACCUUCUAACCAGUUGGAUAUCCUCAGGAACGAGGCUUUGCAAGAGGCCAACAGGGAAUACCCUAUUAAGUGCUAUGACUUCUGUCUCAUUUGCUGUGACGAGGAUUACGAGAUCGCAGAGGAGAUAAAGGAGAAGUUGUGCAGUUCCUUCGACUUGGUGGGAUGCAUGAUUCAAAACGACGGCCUCAUGCUGGGGCGAGACGUCUUCCAGGCUUACGAGUUCAUGAUGGAAAGAAGCACAAAGGUUCUGUUCCUCAUCACAAACGCUUUCAACCGCGACCCGUUCAACCAGCGACUGCAAAACGGCGCUGUGUUCCAGACGCUCAUGUCACGCGUGAAGAAAGAGAAGUGCGUCCCCGUGUUCCCCUACGGCUUGCGCGAAGUCCCUCUACCCCUGUCGGGCAUCUCCGGUAUCUCGUGCAACCUGCCGCCGAAAGUGCUGAGCGCCAACAUGCGUGCGACGUACACCGAGGAAGUGCGCAGCAUCCGUGUGAAGAAGGAGCAGGUGCUGUUGGACAUGAGGAACAUGUUCUACAACGAAGCGUUGGCAAGGAAAGCAGAGCAGCUCAGGGCCAAGAUGCAGCAGCAACAAAGCCCUGCCCUGGGUGCCGCAGCUGCGGGCAGUGGGGAUGUGAUGGCGAUCACCAGGCAAGACGGUCCCUCCCAGAGCACCGAGGCUGUACGGGGGCUCGAUGGGAUACUAGGAAGUGUCGGGCUGCCUGCCGCCCAGAAGGACAGCGUGAUGGGCAUAGUGUCUGGUGCCAUUAAUACUGGGGGAUCAUCAUCCACGAACGUCAUUGGUUCGGAACAAGUGCGCAUCGGCCAUGACAUCAGUAUUGUGGUGCACGUCUCACAAAAUGGUGCAGCGGAAUAUGAAGUGGACGACUCCCAGAAGCAACGUCGUCACGUGUCCUUUAGCUCGGACUCUUCCAGUUCGGAUUCUGAUACUGAUACUAGCUAGAUCAGUUUCAAAAUUCGCAAAUAUUGUUUGAUAACACAUUGUUUGACCUUCAAAUUGUGUUGUAUUUUUAUAUACAUAUAUUGUAUUGAUAUUUUAUGCAACUUUUUUAUGCUAAAUAUGUUUUACAUUCCUGGUGUAAUCUGUGAUAUUUGUUUUUGAGGCCAGUGCUGUGUGAACACAACAUACAUGUAAAAAGCGUAAUGCCCUUUGUGAUCCUGCGAGCUUUAUAUGUGAUGACUACUUAGUUCUAUAGGCCUAAUUAUGGUUGCAGGGGCAUUGGGAAAUGUGCUGUAGAUAUUUGUUUUCAAUCAUGGGAAUAUAGUUACUGGUAUGUACGUACCUUGUUUUUAACUAUGGGAUGUAGUUACAUAUAACAUGUAAUAACUUGUAACAAAAAAUGAAGAGAACAAAGUUUUCAGGAAUCUUUUUUCAUGAUUUAUACAUUAAAGGAAAAAAAGUUUGUAUAAAUACUUUUGAUUUAUAAUUGAUGCCUUUCCAUAAUGGAAAGUUAUGAAUCUGUGGAACAUAAUGCACAAUGCACAUGAAGCUCGCUGACAUUGGAUUUCCUACUUUAUGCAUGUAAAAUUCCUUUUUUGUUUCUUCACACUUCGAGUGACAUUAGUCUUUGUGCACAUAAGCCUUAAAUAAAUUGUGUGUGUAUACAUAUAUUUUGAUAAUUUGUGAUUUAUAUAAAAAUGCUUACACACACAGAUGUGUUCAUGUAUCUAUAUAUGUUAAAACUUUUUGAAAUGAUAAUUGAUUUCAUAUACCUAGCAAGAGAAAUUAUAUAUUUUUUACAUUGUUUAUGUUGCACUUAACUCGUGCAAAAUUAUUCUGAUACUUUCUGAAUAAUGGUUUGUUACAAAAAUAUUUUAUGAAUAUUCUAAACAUAGUUCAUGUUUUGCAGUUUCCUGUAUGCCCUUAGUUAAAAUUUAUUCACUGAAAAAGGUUUAAUUACUAUAUAUCAUCCUUGAAAGGAUGGGUUAGCAUGAAGUAUAUACUUCAGAAAAGGGACUAUGCUUUUUUAAUAAAUAAUACAUUUCUUGCUUUAUUUUAGAACAUAUGUGUAGAAACAAACGCAUAGCUUUAUUUACAUGCUUAAAUAAUGCUUGAUAAACAUGAAUGUGUAAUAACAUCUCAAUUGCCACAUACACAGUAGAACUCUUUUUUAUUGGUUUUGAUCUUCGGUGUGUCUUUUCAUGCAUUAGAGAAAGUAUAACAUUAAUUUCUUUCAUUGAUGUUAUUAAAAAUUUUUUGAAUGGUUUUGUAAUUAAGGGAAUUGUAACAUUGUAUUGUAAUUAUUAAUGGUGCAGUUCAUGUAUUUUAUCAUUUCUGUUCCCAGUUCAUUUCAUGUUAUUUUUAACUUUUCAAUUGGCAUGAUAGUGUAUCUUUUUGAUUAUAUUCUUUGUAGUGAAAAAUCUGUGCUGUUUCUAAAAAGAAUGUAUUUGAUGCAGUUAGUGGAAACUUUAGCUUAUCAUCCUUUGAUGGAAACAAAAUACUCUAAAGCAAAUAAAAAUCAAAUAUUGUAUAUCAACAAUUCAAUUAAAAAAUUUAAGUCAUAUGUUUUUACAUUGAAAGUAGUCACUCACUCUUGGAAGGUAUCAUAAUAUUGAAAGUUGUGUUUUUAUAGUUAUUGUCUUAUAAUGGAAGUUACCUUAUAUUGAAAGUUUCCUCACAUAUAUUUAGGGUUGUCUUAUAUUUGAAAUAUCUUAUUUUUUAAGUAGUUUUUUUAACAGCUUGUUUUAUAUUUUAGAAUAUGUAUAGUUUGUUACUUUUUGGAUGCUUGAAGAUUAUAUUCAUUUGUUACCAAUUUUUUCUUUGCACUUUUGAAAACCUACUAUCCAAACCUUUAAUCUUGCCAACAAAGAAAUUUUCUAUUUUUUCAAAUAUUUUUUGGAUUUCCCUUUUAAAUAUUGACAUUUAUUUUAGUGCCUGAACAUGUUUUCAUUUUAUUUAUGAGCAUUGAGGAGGAAGUUUUUAAAUAUUGCAUAACUGCUUGUGGCAAGUAAAAAAUAAAAAAUUAAAACAGACAAAAAAAAACUAAUAUUCUUGCUAUAGUGCCUACCAUCAGUAUGUUAAAGCAUUGGAAGAGAAACCCCAGUCUCCUGUGAAUGACCGAAUAAAUGAAUGAGCGAGCUUAACGUCUUGUCCACAUCAAGAUAAUUAGAGAUGAAGAGAGGUGAUGAAAUGAGAAUCCAGCAUUGAUGGAAUAAAUGGUUAGAGGAUACAGGAGUACCCCGAGAUAAUUCAUCAUCACGUGACAACGUCCGUAACGUUUUUCUCUUGUGAGAAAUCGGGUUUGAUCACGGAACUGCUGCCCCCAUCCCCCUCUUCACUUUCUCCUUUCCUAUAGCUGUUUGUACUCAGUUUUCAAGUUUUUUUGAGAAAAACUUAUUUGGUGACCAUCAUAUGUGGACUAACCGGCUCUAAAGUCCAUGUUGGCUGCUCUGACAUGGUAUGGAAUCUGCUGCUUUUCUUUUCACUCUUUAUAGCCUCCUUACACCUUAAAUGUUUUCCUAUACAAUAAAUGUUUUUUUUUCGUGAUUUUUUACAACAUUAAGAAAAGUGUAAAUAUACAAAAUACAGUAUUACGUGGGACCAUAGAAAAGCACAGGGAAAUGUAUAAUCAGGGAAGGAAAAAAUAUGUUUCUACUGUAUCUUCUCACGUCAUAUUUAAUUGGGCCCGUCCCCGGAUUAAAUGUGAACUGUGGAACUGUCUGAAUUUUGUAAAAUUUUAGAAAAUAUUAGGUAAUUUCAAAACUUAGAAGACAGUAGUUACAGCAGUUAUUAAAUUUGUUUUGAAAAUCAUUUUUGCAGUCCAAAUGAAUGAAAACUUCUCUUUACAUGUACAUUCAUACCUUUUUUUGACGUGACAACGUCUAAUCGAUGAACGCCGGCUGCACGCACAAAAAAGUGUCCCGUUACGCACAUUGUUCCAUUAUGCUGUGUCCCAUUAUGCUCAUUGUUCCAUUAGGCUUUGUCCCAUUACGCUCAUUGUACGCUUGCGCCGCACCGACAGAAGUGAAAACUUAAAACUUUGUUUAUAAAUGUAUAAUAUGAAAUAAUUUCUACGUCAAAUGUACGUAAGAAAAUGAAUCUGAUUACAAGUAUAAUUUCAAGUAUUUAUUUAUAUUUAUUAAAAAAAAAAGUAGCAUCUGUCGGCGAGAGCAGUAAUAAUAGGUUAUGUUAGAUAUUUGAUUACAGUUUAUUUAUAUGAAAACUUGUUCAUAAUUAUAUUUAAACUUUAUAGCUAAAUGCCAGUUUUUAAAAUUAAUUAAAAGUCAUCUACACGUGAACUGUUUCGUCGACUGUUUAUAAAGUGAAGUGAAAAGUUAAUGUGGUUUUCAUUGCUUAUUACAACAACAAUUUCGGCAAUAAAGGUUAAUUAUUCUUGCAUUUUAAAAAUCUGAUUACUAGUAUAAUGUCAAGAAUUUAUUCUUUUAUUAUUAAAAUAAAAAUGAUUCAAUUUUAUUCAUAAAAGUAUGCAAUCAUUUCAUCAAUGUUUUGUUAUGACGUCACGUUAAACUAUCGUCCGUAAACCGACUUUACAGAAACCAAUUUUUUUUAACUUGACGUAAAAGUAUUUAUGUAAAUAACUAAGUCUCACUAUCUUUAAAAUUAUAGAUUAGGCCUACCUUAGUUAUUAUUAGUAAAUUUAAAAAGUUUUAAUUUGUAAAAAUUUUAUUUUUUAUAGAUAUGCCACAUACUUAGAAACUGCUUGUAGUUAAGUAAAUGAUAUGCAGACAUUGUAAACUGAAAUAUUAUGCCAUUCUUUAUGGACACAAUUUUUGUGUGUGAAAAUGUCAGAUUAUAUUAAUACUAUAUUGGUGUGAAUUUUAAGUAAAAUUGAAGGGGAAAAGAGUCAUUAUAAAACUAGUAUUAUUUUUGUAAGCGUUUCAAGCAUACAUUACUAAGCAUAUGUGAGCUGUAAUAACUUCAUUUUAGUAAAAUGUUAAAUAAAAUUGACAGGAAUUUUUAUACGAAACUAUUUCUUCAUUCUUUAAUAUUUUUUGUUGAAAAUUACUGGGUAUGAAUUUGAUAUUUGUCUUUCAAAUCUAACAUUAAAAGAGAUAUUUAAAUAGAUUAAAUUUUGUUUAUAUGUUUGGUGUCAUUUUAGGUUUGCAGUCUGUUAAAUAUAAAACUCAGCACGCAAUAAAAUAUUGUUUUUACAUUCAAGUGUAAGCUGAGGAUAUGACCUUGAAUUUUACAUAUUACCAUUUAUUUUGUCUGUUAUAAUUCUUAUUAUAUUUGUUAUUAAUACAUACUUUGCUAUAGUUUUAGGUUAAGCUUGUAAUGAAUUGCUCAUUAAAAUAAUUGUUAUGUUACUAUCAUGCCUGCUGUUGGAGAAAAAUGUAAAACAAAGGGGUAUGUCAUUUAGUACAGUAACUUUGUGUUUUGUUAUUUGCUGGCUGUAUUUUGUUCCAAGAUGUGUCAGUUGGUGUCAUUGUAUAGAUGCUGAGUACAAAAAUUAUGAUUUUGCCAAUGUUGCAAAAUCAAUGUUUUUACAUAAUAAUAAAAAUUAAUAUUUUUCACGAG